AUGCUCGCCUUCAACGUCAAGACGACCGAGCCGGUUCCGGUCGAGGAGCGGCUUCGGAGGCACGUCGACACUAGCCGGUUCCCGUCGGGACACGCCUUCCUCAAGGACCUGCAGGGCUGGCGGGAGAAGAUGCGGAGCCAGCGGUUCGGCACGAACGGCGCCGAGGCGGUUCGCGACGGCCAGCUCCGCUACUACGCGCUCGCGACGCACGCGGAGCACCACUUUCGCACCGUGGACCUGAAAAACGAGGCCAAGGUCGUCUUCCGCUGGUACGACACCUUCUCGACGAGGAGGUUCGUAGACCAGCCCGACUGGGCCUUUGAGCGCGCCAGCGUCCUCUUCAACGUGGCCGGCGCGCUCUCGUACCUCGCCACGUCGCAGGAGCGGGGCGAGCGGGGCGACCCCGAGCAGAUUAAGCUGGCGUGCCGCUACUUCCAGGAGGCGUCCGGCGUGAUCAACGAGCUGCGCAAGAUCGCGUCGAACGCCUCGUGGCUCAGCUUCACGCCGGACAUGACCGACGAUUUUCUCGAGGCGCUCAGCUGCAUCAUGCUCGCCCAGGCGCAAGACUGCUUCUACGAGAUAUGGCGCUCUCUCCUUACCCUAAUCCUGACGCGAGCCCUAGCCCCUGCUCCAGGCGCAAAAGACGCGGGCCUCAAGCUCAAGGCGCCGCUGCUGCAGGAGGCGAUCAGCUCCGAGUGGCUCGCCGUCGUCGACUGGAACCGCGCGCUCUUCGAUGGCGUGCAAAACUACUAUGCACAGCGCGCGCUCUUCGAUGGCGUGCAAAACUACUACGCCGCGACGGCCCGACGGACCUAA
Messenger RNA from Emiliania huxleyi CCMP1516, 816 nucleotides. RefSeq lists its product as hypothetical. The record is from RefSeq and is a predicted model, not a curated record. Gene Ontology annotation, biological process: protein transport to vacuole involved in ubiquitin-dependent protein catabolic process via the multivesicular body sorting pathway. Lineage: Eukaryota; Haptophyta; Isochrysidales; Noelaerhabdaceae. Bases 1 to 816 code for a protein of 271 amino acids. Gene Ontology annotation, cellular component: endosome. The transcript has 4 exons.